This is a messenger RNA of Synchytrium microbalum, 870 nucleotides long. RefSeq lists its product as uncharacterized. The transcript has 7 exons. Gene Ontology annotation, cellular component: SAM complex. The coding region runs from base 1 to 870 and encodes 289 amino acids. The record is from RefSeq and is a predicted model, not a curated record. Lineage: Eukaryota; Fungi; Chytridiomycota; Chytridiomycetes; Synchytriales; Synchytriaceae. Gene Ontology annotation, biological process: mitochondrion organization.
AUGGAUUUUGUAAAGCAGGCCAAGAAGGCGUUAGAUUCCUUUCCACUGCAUGUGUAUCCACCUGUAUAUACGCCUCCAGAUCCCAAUGCUACUCCUGAACUGUGGGUCUUCCCAACCAGGUCGUCAGCUCCAGUUGUGCGAGGAGAUGGAUUUGUUUCGUUGGAUGUAGAAUGUAUCAAGUACCAGGCUUUGGCUGCCUUCAGCAAUUACUCGUGUCAAAUUCAACCCACAUUUCAUUUCGAUGCUGCUCCUAAUGGACGAUUGCCGUUUUUGGUAACUCCAACUGGGCAGAUUCUUGGAGGACGUGACAUUGAACGAGAGAUUAAAAAGCAGGCUGGAGAUAUCGACAGACGUCUAUCGCCCUCAGAACUUGGAGAUUGCAGGACGUACGCUUCUCUAGUCGAGGCGAAAAUAACACUUGCCCUGAUGUACAGUCUGUGGAUGGAGGAGGACCAUCUUAAUCAAGUCACGAAACCAGUCCAUUCGUCAUUCUACCCAACAUCAAUAACUUUGCCUGUGGUUGGAGCACUGCCGAUUCUAGGAAACUGGGUAUCGAGCUCUAUAAGGAAUAGGAUGACUACGUGGAUACAGAGUCGACGCCCUGGUUUGAGGACGGAUGAGCUUUACGAGGAAGCCCGAGUUGCUCUAGCUGCCCUGUCAACCCGUCUUGGCUCGUCUCUAUACUUUUUUGGAACAAAGCCUACAACAUUGGACACUGUAGUGUUUGCGUCUCUGCACAUUAUCUUAUCAAUCAAGACUCCCAAAGACGAACUAUUCAUCGCCGUCCAAAAACAUGACAACCUCGUUCAGUACACACGACGAGUCUGGAACACUUUCUUCGUUCCAAGUGAUCGUCCCACUGUUAGGUAA